Molecule: messenger RNA, 537 nt
Organism: Fraxinus pennsylvanica
Lineage: Eukaryota; Viridiplantae; Streptophyta; Magnoliopsida; Lamiales; Oleaceae
Source: the annotation of a GenBank genome assembly
AUGGAAGUUUCAAGAUUCAACCUUUGGUUUCAUCUCUUUAUCCUCAUAUCCAUCUUCUCCAUCUGUAAAUCAGAUGAUCCAGAUUGUGUAUACACGGUGUAUAUAAGAACCGGCUCAAUCAUUAGGGCUGGCACUGAUUCAAUUAUCAGCUUGACUCUGUAUGAUGCGUAUGGCUAUGGAAUUAGAAUCAACAAUAUCGAGUCAUGGGGUGGGCUUAUGGGCCUAGAUUACAACUAUUUUGAGAGGGGAAACUUGGAUAUCUUUAGUGGGAGAGGCCCAUGUUUAACUGGACCGAUUUGUUCGAUGAACCUCACCUCCGACGGGUCUGGCCCACACCACGGGUGGUACGUUAACUACGUGGAGGUGACCACCACUGGGGUUCACAAGAGUUGUACCCAGGUAAAUUUUACUGUAGAACAGUGGUUAGCCACUGAUAGGUCACCCCAUGAACUCACUGCCAUCAGGGACUAUUGUUCGUCCGAUGACAAGAAACGCCUGAUUGACGAUUCUGAUUCCGAUGACAACCCAGUAAUGUAA